Podarcis raffonei (Aeolian wall lizard) is the source of this 2824-nucleotide messenger RNA. It is a transcript of the gene BTBD17, whose product is annotated as BTB domain containing 17. The transcript has 3 exons. The record is from RefSeq and is a predicted model, not a curated record. Lineage: Eukaryota; Metazoa; Chordata; Lepidosauria; Squamata; Lacertidae. Gene Ontology annotation, molecular function: protein binding. The coding region runs from base 45 to 1496 and encodes 483 amino acids.
GUCGAGGGCUUAUUCCCUCUGCGGACACGCUUAAGGAAGCAGCUAUGGCUAAAGGGAUAGGGGUCCAGCAGGCCGCACCGAGGCGAUGGACCAGCUCCUUCGCUGCACUGUCACUGCUGUGCCUGGCUGUCCAAGCAGUCCAGAAGGCGGACCUCACCGGGGAUUCCACAGUGGCCACCAUCAACCACUCCCUGUCAUUGCUGCAGCGGUUGCAAGAGCUCCUGCAGAACGGCAAUGCCAGCGAUACCACCCUGCGGGUGCACACUGCAGGCUCGGACGAAAUCAAAGUCUUCCACACCCACCAGUUGAUGCUCAGCUUGCAAAGCGAGAUCUUCGAGAGCCUCCUGCACAACCAGACCAUGAUCACUCUGCACGAGCCACCUGACAGUGCAGCCCUUUUUGAGAAGUUCAUCAGAUAUCUGUACUGUGGUGAGAUCUCCAUCCUCCUCCACCAAGCCAUACCGCUUCACCGACUAGCCAGCAAAUACCGCAUCUCUAGCUUGCAGAGAGGGGUAGCCGAAUACAUGAAAAACCAUCUGGCCAGUGAGUCGAACCAGGGCCACGUGGUGGGCUGGUACCACUACGCAGUGAGGAUUGGCGACGAGGCUUUGCAGGAGAGCUGCCUCCAGUUCCUGGCCUGGAACCUCUCAGCUGUGAUGAGCAGCGCCGAGUGGGCCUCGGUGAGUGUUGAUCUCUUGCUGCUGUUGCUGGAACGAUCCGACCUGGUUCUGCAGAGCGAGUUGGAGCUGUACACAGCUGUCGAGGAGUGGGUGGUCACACACCAGCCCGAGGACUAUGUCGUGGAGAAGAUGCUGAGGUCCCUGCGUUACCCUAUGAUCUCCCCCAGCCACCUUUUCCACCUGCAGAAGCAGUCUCUGGUGAUGGUGAAGCACUACAACGCUGUGCAAGACCUGCUCUUCCAAGCCUUCCAGUUCCACUCAGCCUCCCCAAUCCACUUUGCCAAAUACUUCGACGUCAACUGCAGCAUGUUCCUGCCCCGAAACUACCUCUCCACCUCCUGGGGUUCUCAGUGGGUGAUUAAUAACCCAGCCAGGGAUGACCGCAGCACCAGUUUCCAGACUCAGCUGGGGCCCAGCAACCACGACUCUGCCAAGCGCGUGACUUGGAACGUUCUGUUCUCCCCACGUUGGCUCCCGGUCAGCUUGCGCCCCGUUUACUCGGACUCUGUCUCGGGGGCCAUUCAGUCUAUCAGGAUCGAGGACGGCCGCCCCCGCCUGGUUAUCACUCCGGCCACGACUAGCUCCGACUUUGCCGGAGUCAGUUUCCAAAAAACCAUCCUGGUAGGCAUGAGGCAGCAGGGCAAAGUCUUUGUCAAACAUGCCUACAGCUUCCACCAGAGCACAGACGAAGUGGCUGACUUCCUGGUGCAUGCUGACUUACAGAAGCGCACCUCCGAAUACCUCAUUGACAACUCUCUGCACCUGCAUAUCAUCAUCAAGCCUGUCUACCAUUCUCUGAUCAAAAUCAAGAAGUAGAAGAACGGCAGGAGAUAGGGAACCACAAGACAAGGCAGGGGACGAGAAUGACUGGAUUGUACUGAAGAACAGCAAUGAAUACAGUACAAAACUGGCUGGCAUCUUGUAAUCUAUGCAUGUAAACUGGGCAUGCAGGCCCUGGGUGCUUCUUGCAUGAAAACAACUUCUGCAGCUACAAACCUGGGGACUUUAAAAAAAGAAAAGAAGAUGGGAAAUUAAAACAUGUACAGUCUCGGGGGUGGGGAAUUCCUUUAUCUCUGUUUUCAGAUGCUUCUGUUUAGCUCUCUUCCAUCUUUGAAGGCUGCAAUCCUACAUGUGCUCACCUGGGAGCCAGUUGCACUGAACUGAAUGACUUACUUCUGAGUAGAUGUGAAUAGGAUUGCACUCUUAAGGAACUCAGGUAGAACUGGAGGAUCUCAGUGGUGCUUUUGAUUAGAUCAUUCUCCAAGAUACCCCCCUUAGCAAGAGAUUUGACUUCCUAACUUGUUUAGAAUCUGCCUUCAUGUCUUGCCCAUGAAGUGGUGAUCCUGUGGAAUUGUUGUAGUUUGAGAGAUAUAGACAAAAAACAAAACAAAACAAAAAAAACCCAACAGUACACUGGUAGGUAAAAAGUCCUUAGAAUACUGUAAUAUUCAUAAGGGUUCUUUAGUCACCCUUAUUUGUUGAUGCAUCCAGCCUUCCACUAUUCCCUCUAGUAGACUUGAUACUAGAUGAACGAGUUUGGUUCUUUAAGCGUUAAAAGUGGCACCAUGGUCUUUGGUUCAUAUAAAGGGUAGAUUAUACAUCCAUACCCUUAUUUUGUCUCAGUCCAAACCAGAGACACGUGAAUCCCAUCUCCUGCUGCUUUUGACUGGAUAUCCUAGCCACAGAGUGGGUUUUUGCUGUCUUGCUGGUCAGGUAGGAAAGCUGAGCCUACUUUCUGAGUCCCCGAUUAGUGAAUUAAAUACAUACGAACCAAUUGACCAGACCCAUCACACUUCCUUCUCUCCAUUUCAACCUCUGCCUCCUGGCCCUUGUCACAUGAUUUUUUUCCAAGGUAGGCAGAUUCCAGUGUCCCAUCCCAAAAUAAUAGCAUCUUCACCUUUAGUAAGAAAAACAACAACAACAACAAAGGCUUUCCUGUUGGUUUUCUAAACUUUCUGUGAUAAGUGUAAUUAUUUGUUUGUAAAAUAAACGGGGCAAAAGCUGGUUUAGAACUGGAGGAGUUGGGUUGCAGACUACGGGCUAGGUGGAAAUAUGGUGCUUGUGCGCUCUCUGCAGGUAAUGUCCACAGCCUUUUGAAUAGAUCAUCAGUUACAUAGAUUUCUAAAUAAAAAUCAGGAAAUGUA